GGAAUAUGGCCGUUAUCUUACCGACAAUUUGUCCAUCCAAAAGGGAAAGUUUAGAAUAACAACGCCUGAUGAUACAAGGCAAGUUAAGAGAGGUUUAAUAAAACAUAUAGCAUAAUGCUAUAUAUGCACCAUGAUUGAGUGCAUUUCAAGACCAAAUCUUGGCAAUUUGUGCUUUGGCCUCUAUUAUCUUCUUCAACAACACAAAGUGUGCAAAAAUGGCAAAUAUGUUUGGAACAGGAAAUAGAAGGGUUGCUCAAACAAGAAAACCACAAAACUUGGUUUUCGAGGACUUUACGCCUUCUUCGGGUUUGACAGAGGAUUCAGAUAGCUACUGUUUGAUCAUUGAUCUUCCAGGAUUCAAGAAAGAUGAAGUGAAGCUUCAAGUUGAUGACAAUGGCCAUAUAAUAGUAAGCGGAGAAAGGCAGGUCAAUGAGAUGAAACAUGUCCGGUUUCAGCAAUCUUACAAAGUGCCUGAAAAAUCAAACAUUGAGGAAACUACUGCAAAAUUUGAAGAUGACAUUCUUUACAUUGUUAUCCCAAAAUUGACAAAAGACGCGAUUGUCGAAGAUAACAGCCAAAACAGCAACAUCAAUCCACAAACAGAUCAAGUUAAUCAUCCUCAGGAACAGGAAGAGAACAAACCAAAUGCUUUUCACAAAGUUGAAGUUCCUGAUCCAGGCAAAAUGAGCGCAAUUAGUUCUAAGCCCGGGGAUGUUGCUACAACGGAAAAUGAAGCGAAAGAAGAGCGGCAAGACGAAGAAUUUCAUGAUGCCAAUUUAGAAAACCAGUGGAAUGAGGGCAGUAUAUUGGAGACAUUGAAAGUGCAGUUGUUAAAGAAUAAAGGGAUUGUUGUUGCAGCUGUGUUGGCAUUUUCAUUGGGUGUAUUAGUCUCUCAAAAGCUGCAGACAAGUCAUGAGACAUGGAAGGAAACUUAAAACUGAUUUAUUAUUGUCUUCCUAAUGCUUGACAUGUACAGCUGAAAAGUGAAAAGUACUGUAAGCUAUUGCAAAUAAUUGAUGAUCUUCCUUCCUCUAGAUUCUCAACAUCUCCAAUCUUCUCUUGUAAACUGUAAAUACUCCAUCCGUCCCAAAAUAAAAGUCUUGUUCGUAGUGCUAAUUUAGUUCAAUAAAUUUGAAGAAUGAUGUGUAACGAGAAAGAAAAUUAGAUCAAGAUCAAACAAACAGAUUAUCAGUUUAGAUUGCUCCUCUGCCCUGUAAGCGCAGGAGCAUUGGAAGGACCUUAUC
Messenger RNA from Oldenlandia corymbosa var. corymbosa, 1244 nucleotides. NCBI's taxonomy places the organism in Eukaryota, Viridiplantae, Streptophyta, Magnoliopsida, Gentianales, Rubiaceae. The record is from the annotation of a GenBank genome assembly.